UCUCGCAUUCCUCCGGGACCACCAGUUCACCUCUCUUCCUCUCCCUUCACCGGCGCAGUCGUCCGCAAAAGCCUUUCCGCAAGGUCUACACUCCAGUCUAGCACAAUGCACACCGUUUCCUCGACCUCGUCUCGUUCUCUUCGCCGCGCCGCCCAGGCCGCGAAGCCCGUGCUUGCCAGGGGAGCCCACAAGGAGAUUAAGUUCUCCAACGAUGGGCGUGCUGCUAUUCUGAAGGGCGUUGACGUCCUUGCCAACGCUGUCAGCGUCACCCUCGGCCCCAAGGGCCGUAACGUGAUUAUUGAGCAGUCGUUUGGCGGUCCGAAGAUCACCAAGGAUGGUGUCACUGUCGCCAAGUCCAUUACGCUGAAGGACAAGUUUGAGAACCUCGGUGCCCGCCUCGUUCAGGAUGUCGCGUCGAAGACUAACGAGAUUGCCGGUGACGGUACGACGACCGCGACGGUCCUCGCACGCGCCAUUUACUCCGAGGGUGUCAAGAACGUCGCUGCUGGCUGCAACCCCAUGGACUUGCGCCGUGGCUCGCAGGCCGCCGUCGACCGCGUUGUCGAGUUCCUCUCCUCGCAGGCCAAGACGGUCACCACCACCGCCGAGAUUGCGCAGGUCGCGACCAUCUCCGCGAACGGCGACACCCACGUCGGCAACCUCAUUGCCCAGGCCAUGGAGAAGGUCGGCAAGGAGGGUGUCAUCACCGUGAAGGAGGGCAAGACCAUUGAGGACGAGAUUGAGAUCACCGAGGGCAUGCGCUUCGACCGUGGCUUCAUCUCCCCCUACUUCAUCACCGACGUGAAGGCGCAGAAGGUCGAGUUCGAGAAGCCCCUCAUCCUCCUCUCCGAGAAGAAGAUCUCGCUCCUGCAGGACAUCCUCCCGUCGUUGGAGACCGCUGUCCAGGCCCGCCGUCCGCUCGUCAUCAUCGCGGAGGACGUUGACGGCGAGGCGCUCGCUGCGCUCAUCCUCAACAAGCUCCGCGGCCAGCUCCAGGUCGCCGCCGUCAAGGCCCCGGGCUUCGGUGACAACCGCAAGUCCAUCCUCGGCGAUAUUGCCAUCCUCACCGGCGGUACCGUCUUCACGGACGAGCUCGACAUCAAGCUCGAGAAGGCGACCGCGGACCUCCUCGGCUCGACCGGCUCCAUCACGAUCACCAAGGAGGACACCAUUGUGCUCAACGGCGAGGGCUCGAAGGACAACAUCCAGGCCCGUUGCGAGCAGAUCCGCGCGCUCAUUGACGACCCGACGACGAGUGACUACGACCGCACGAAGCUCCAGGAGCGCCUCGCGAAGCUCAGCGGUGGUGUCGCUGUCAUCAAGGUCGGCGGCUCAUCCGAGGUCGAGGUCGGCGAGAAGAAGGACCGCUACGACGACGCGCUCAACGCUACCCGCGCCGCUGUCGAGGAGGGCAUCCUCCCCGGCGGCGGUGUCGCGCUCCUGAAGGCGUCCCUCAUGCUCGCGACCAACUCCCAGGCCGCGUCUUCCACCUCCGCGCCCGUCUCGCCCGACGCGAAGCCGAUACCGACCGCCAACUUCGACCAGGAGCUCGGCGUCGCGAUCAUCCGCCGCGCGCUCACGAACCCCUCGCGCGCGAUCCUCUCCAACGCGGGCGAGGAGGCGAGCGUGAUCGUCGGCACGCUGCUCAAGCAGUACGGCGGCGCGGACAAGUUCGCGUGGGGCUACGACGCCGCGAAGGGCGAGUACGUGGACAUGAUCAAGGCGGGGAUCGUCGACCCGCUGAAGGUGGUGCGCACGGCGCUCGUGGAUGCGUCGGGCGUGGCGUCGCUGUUGACGACGAGCGAGUGCUCCGUGGUGGAUGCGCCGGAGGAGGACAAGCCGGCGGGUGGGAUGGGCGGCAUGGGGGGUAUGGGAGGCAUGGGUGGCAUGGGCGGCUUCUAAGCUAGCUGUGGCGCCUCUGAUUAACCUUUUCUCCCUCCCUCCCUCUCCCUCACUGCCUUCACCUACUGGGCUCCGCUAUCCGGUCCCUUUGCGCAUGAGCAUCGGACACGCCUCAUCGCUGACAUGUACACCAUGUCUUUCCUCAUCGCUGAUCGUUGGUCUCUUCAGGGUUUAUGAUUAUUGACGCACUCACCAAGUCGCAUCCGUCGCGCUAACCGCAUGUCGCACUCACCGCGCUGCCGCGCUCCUCACCACCAAGUACAAUACUCGUAUGUUCAUAGCUUUGACACUGCUAUUCUAGUCUACGUACCAUAGUCUGUCACGAAUGCAAGCCGCUACUCCGUAACCCUAGGAAAUGCCUCCUUGUGUGACAUCGCGAGCCUGGAUUUGAAAGCUUCCG
This is a messenger RNA of Schizophyllum commune H4-8, 2302 nucleotides long. RefSeq names its product chaperonin GroL. Gene Ontology annotation, biological process: protein import into mitochondrial intermembrane space; mitochondrial unfolded protein response; apoptotic mitochondrial changes. Gene Ontology annotation, cellular component: mitochondrial matrix; mitochondrial inner membrane. The transcript has 4 exons. Gene Ontology annotation, molecular function: ATP-dependent protein folding chaperone; protein-folding chaperone binding; ATP binding. Lineage: Eukaryota; Fungi; Basidiomycota; Agaricomycetes; Agaricales; Schizophyllaceae. Bases 106 to 1902 code for a protein of 598 amino acids. The record is from RefSeq and is a predicted model, not a curated record.